AUGUCCGCCAACUAUUGGGAGUCGACGCAGCGCCGUCACUGGACCUUUACCAAGGAGGAACUCGCGGCCGCACGCCAGAAGCUGGAAGACGAUAACCAGGAGCUUGUGCGCAUGUUCCCACUGCCACAGAUACGGCACCUUUCCAUCUUCUUCAACCAGCUCAUGAUCCGUCUCAGCAAGCGGAUCCAGAUCCGACAGCAAUGCAUGGCAACGGCCCAGGUCUACCUUAAACGCUUCUACUCUCGCGUCGAGAUCCGCCGCACGAACCCAUACCUCGUCGUCACCACAUGCGUAUACCUAGCCUGCAAGAUUGAGGAGGCACCCCAGCAUAUCCGGCUUGUCGUCACCGAAGCCCGCACGCUAUGGGGCGACUUCAUCUCCCUCGAUGCCAGCAAGCUUGGCGAGUGCGAGUUCAUGCUCAUCAGUGAGAUGAGCAGCCAACUCAUGAUCCAUCAACCGUACCGCACGUUGCAAGCGCUACGUGGCGAGCUCAACAUGACGGAGGAGGACUCGCAGCUGGCAAGGUCCAUCAUCAACGACGCUUUCAUAACAGAUCUGCCGGUGACAUGCGCACCGCACACCAUUGCUUUGGCGGCGAUAUUGUUGGCGCUGGUUCUUAGGCCGAAUCAAGGGCCUGGCGCGUCUGGCUCUGGCGCGGCGGCUGGUCUGGCAGCUGCACAGGCCGCACUGAGCCAGGCGCGAGGGCUGCCUUCGCCGUCGCCGCUGGGCUCGUCUUUCAGCAACCCACUCAUCGGGUCCUCUCCAUUGCCCUCGCCGAGCCUGCUACAGCCUGGCGUCGCCAACAAGGGCCAGCUGGGUGAUAGGCUCAGCCGGGUCCAGCAGUUCGCGGCCUGGUUAUCGGACAGCAAUCUGGACAUUCCCUCCAUGGUUGAUGCCACGCAGGAGAUUAUUUCUUUUUACGAAUGCCAGGAGGCGUACAAUGAGAAAUUGACAAAGGAGCAGAUCAACAGGUUUGUCAAGGCUCGAGGAUUGGACAAGUAG
Molecule: messenger RNA, 1002 nt
Organism: Emericellopsis cladophorae
Lineage: Eukaryota; Fungi; Ascomycota; Sordariomycetes; Hypocreales; Bionectriaceae
Product: C-type cyclin (Fic1)
Exons: 2
Coding region: 1-1002 (333 amino acids)
Biological process (GO): positive regulation of transcription by RNA polymerase II
Cellular component (GO): nucleus; mediator complex
Molecular function (GO): cyclin-dependent protein serine/threonine kinase regulator activity
Source: RefSeq, a predicted model, not a curated record